Molecule: messenger RNA, 297 nt
Organism: Trematosphaeria pertusa
Lineage: Eukaryota; Fungi; Ascomycota; Dothideomycetes; Pleosporales; Trematosphaeriaceae
Exons: 2
Coding region: 18-179 (53 amino acids)
Source: RefSeq, a predicted model, not a curated record
CGAUUAGCCUAGCUACGAUGCCGUACGUGUGGGAUACAUUUGACACGUACCAAUUGAGGCAAGCGGAUCUGGAGAGUUACCUUAGGACGAAGUUUGGGCCUUGGGACUUCUAUAUUCGCGUAUGUGGACCGAAGGACCUCUGCCCAGUUCCGAUGGCUGAGACACUCCUCUGCAGGUAGCCAAUGGAUCAUAUCAAUUUUGGGUUCCUCAGAAACUGAACCAAAAAGAAAGAGACGAGGUUGCUGCUUUGCGCGUCGAAGAUGACUGAUGGUGGACGUCAAGAAGGCGGUGCCAGCC